Messenger RNA from Cyprinodon variegatus (sheepshead minnow), 5308 nucleotides. RefSeq names its product multidrug resistance-associated protein 4-like. Gene Ontology annotation, biological process: transmembrane transport. Gene Ontology annotation, cellular component: plasma membrane. Bases 507 to 4583 code for a protein of 1358 amino acids. Lineage: Eukaryota; Metazoa; Chordata; Actinopteri; Cyprinodontiformes; Cyprinodontidae. The transcript has 31 exons. Gene Ontology annotation, molecular function: ATP hydrolysis activity; ABC-type transporter activity; ATP binding. The record is from RefSeq and is a predicted model, not a curated record.
GGAAAUCGAGGAAUUGCAGCCUGCCGACAGUAAAGAUGAAGAAGGAAUUUGCUGUGUAUAUACGAGAGUCGUGGGUACUUUUUGCAUUAAAAUAGUUUUUAAUGCAACAAAAGCUUUAGAAUAGCAUUAAAAAGCAUUAAAUUAGAGUUGCUCAUUCCUGUUGCUCAUUCCCUGCCUCCCGCCCGCAAUGAGCUUUCAAUAUUUGUCCCGCGCCGCACUGCUUUGCAGGGCUCUAUUCUGUACUUAUCAUCUUUAAUGUUAGUAUCUUUUUGUUGCCAAGUAAUUGUUAAUCUAUGAAAAAUUAAAAUGGUUUGAAUAUUGAGAGUAUUACUGCUGCCAAUGUCAGUAUUAUGUGGGGGAAAAAAUAUUAGAGGCCACCCCUGGCCCCCCAUCUAGCUCCGCCCCUGCACACCGGUCGCGCAAUAGAAGCCCUAAUGCCCUCGAUUAUUAUUCAUAUGAUCCGAUGUGUGACCGCCAUUGGCUGAAGUCGCGUCACAUGACAAGAAAUGUGUAAACACCAAACACAGGAGCUGUAUUUUAAACGAGAAGAAGCCGUCCGGAGCUCCAGAGCCUAUCGGCGGAGCCUCCGCCUGUCCUGCGUCCGUCCGCCUGUCAUCGAUUCGCAGCCAGGGGCUGACAGGAGCGGCCGGAGCAUGGAGAUCAGGGAGAAGGGAGGCAGGACCAAUCCGCUGGCGACUGCCAACUUGUUUUCACGGCUAUUUCUAUGCUGGCUGACCCCACUGCUGCACAUGGGCCAAAAGCGGCGGCUUAAUGAGAACGACAUGUACAGCGUUCUGCCAGAGGAUCGCUCCGAAAGCCUGGGAGAGGAACUUCAAAGAUUUUGGGCCCAAGAGGUAAAAAAAGCUACAAAGGAACCCCGGGAUCCAAAGCUGGCCAGGGUUCUCAUUAAAGCCUAUGGGAAAUCAUAUGCAUUGGCUGGGCUGUAUGUAUUUUCAAUGGAAGCCAUUAAAGUUGUCCAGCCUCUUCUUCUGGGGAAAAUAAUCGAGUUCUUUGAGAACUAUAACCAAGAGGAUCGUGUCGGUCUUUACAUGGCGUAUGGUUAUGCGGCUGCCAUGUCCAUCUCCACCUUCGGGCUGACCAUCCUCCAACAUCUUUACUACUACCAAGUGAUCAGAAUUGGGAUGAGGGUUCGAGUGGCCAUGUGUCAUAUGAUCUUUAAGAAGGCUCUUCGUCUCAGCAAUGAGUCAAUGGGAAGGACAACCACAGGGCAAAUAGUGAACCUCCUUUCAAACGAUGUCAAUCGUUUUGAUGAGAUUAUGCUGAAUUUGCAUUACCUGUGGGUCGGACCUCUGCAAGCUUCGGUCAUCAUCAUCUUCCUCUGGUAUGAAAUCGGCCCUUCCUGUCUGACGGGAGUGGCUGCUAUCGCCCUCUUAAUGCCCGUGCAGACAUGGUUUGGGAAGCUUUUUGGUGUCUUCAGGAGCAAGACGGCUGUCCUUACAGACAGCAGAAUCCGUAUCAUGAACGAAGUAGUUUCUGGCAUCAGAAUAAUUAAGAUGUACGCCUGGGAGAAACCGCUGUCAGCUCUGAUCACUGAUGUCAGAAGGAAUGAAAUCCAACAGGUAUUGAAGAGUUCCUACCUACGUGGACUCAACAUGGCUUCUUUCUUCGCCAGUAGCAAGAUCACAGUUUUUAUCACCUUCACCGUCUACGCUCUGUUGGGGAACACCAUCACAGCCAGAAGCGUGUUUGUCACCGUGUCUCUUUAUGGUACCAUUAAGCUCACAGUCACGCUCUUCUUCCCUCUGGCCAUUGAAAAGUUGUCCGAGACUGUUGUGAGCAUUCAUAGGAUUAAGAAUUUCCUCAUGUUAGAAGAAGUUGAGAGAAAAACCUUUGGACUGCACCUGGAGGAAAUGAAGGAAAACUCUCUAGAGAUUGAGAAGCUCACCUGCUACUGGGAUAAGAGCGUGGACUCACCGUCUUUGCAGAACAUUUCGGUCACAGUAAAAUCAAAUCAGCUUCUGGCUGUUGUUGGACCUGUGGGGGCUGGAAAGUCAUCUCUGUUGAGUGCCAUCUUGGGAGAGCUGCCGCAUGACACAGGCGUGUUGACCAUCAAAGGUCCGCUGACGUAUGCAUCCCAACAGCCCUGGGUGUUCCCUGGGACCAUCCGCAGCAACAUCCUGUUUGGGAGACCGCUAAAUCGUAAAAAGUAUGACAGAGUCCUCAGAGCCUGUGCUCUGAAGAAGGACCUGGAACUCUUUCCUGAUGGAGAUCUCACGCUGAUAGGGGAUAGAGGAGCAACACUCAGUGGAGGACAGAAAGCUCGCAUUAACCUGGCAAGGGCUGUUUAUCAGGAUGCAGACAUUUAUCUCCUAGAUGAUCCUUUAAGCGCUGUAGAUGCAGAAGUCGGGAAGCAUCUUUUUGAACAGUGCAUCUGCGGGCUGCUUAAGAACAAAUGUCGUGUCCUGGUCACACACCAGCUGCAGUUUCUGAAGGCAGCGGACAGAAUUUUGGUUCUCAGGGAGGGGAACAUCAUAGGCCAGGGAAGCUACAGUGAGCUGCAGAGCUCUGACCUGGAUGUGGUUUCUCUGCUGAUGAGAGACGUAGAGCAGGAGCGAAGUCCUGGCUUACCAGACUCUGAUAAAUGCUCUUUACACAGUCAGUGGACAAACUUCUCCCAUGGUUCUCACUGUUCUCACAGCAGCCUCUUGCCAUCUGACAGUACCUGCUCAGACCAGCUUCCUGUUGAUGCACCUCACAACUUUGCUGAAGAGAGUCGAGCUGAAGGGAACGUUGACAGCCACAUUUAUCUGAAGUACUUCACUGCUGGCUGUAAUUCACUGGUCUUAAUUUUCAUUAUCCUGAUAAGCAUUAUAGCAGAGGUUGCAUAUAUCCUGCAGGACUGGUGGCUGGUUUACUGGGCAAGAUCAGAAGUUUCAAAUACUACAGCCCCUGUAGUCAGCAUAAAAAAUGGCAUUAAUGCCUCUCCCACAGAUGGAGACAUGGAUCUCACCUUUUACCUCGGCGUUUAUUCAGGUCUCACAGCAGCUGCUGUGGUCUUUGGUUUUAUCCGGAGUUUACUGAUCUUUCACGGUUUGGUGAAAUCAGCCCAGAUUCUGCACAACAAGAUGUUCAAUGCUGUCCUCCGUACUCAUGUUCACUUCUUUGACACUAAUCCCAUUGGAAGAGUUCUCAACAGAUUUUCUAAAGACAUCGGCCAAAUGGACUCCAUGCUGCCUAUAACAUUUGUGGACUUCUACCAGUUGUUUCUACAGAACGUUGGAGUCGUAGCAGUGGCUGCCUCAGUCAUCCCUCUCAUCCUCAUCCCAGUCAUCCCUUUACUCUUGUUCUUCCUUUACUUGAGGCGCUAUUACCUCCAAACGUCUCGGGAUGUCAAACGGCUGGAGUCAACAACUCGCAGUCCCGUCUUCUCCCUCCUGUCGUCAUCUCUUCAAGGUUUGUGGACCAUCCGAGCCUUCAAAGCAGAGGAGCGGUUAAAGAAAACCUUUGAUUCCUACCAGGACCUGCAUUCAGAGGCUUGGUUUCUAUUUCUCAUGACGUCCCGAUGGUUUGCUCUGCGCCUCGACAGCAUUUGUUCCGCAUUCAUCACCAUCACGGCAUUCGGCUGCAUCAUCUUCAGGGACGGUCUGGAGGCCGGGCAGGUGGGCCUGGUGCUGACCUAUGCUGUGACCCUUGUAGGAAACUUUCAGUGGACUGUGAGACAAAGUGCUGAGGUGGAGAACAUGAUGACUUCAGUUGAGAGAGUGGUGGAGUAUACUGAGCUGGAGAGUGAAGCUCCAUGGGAAACUAAGAAUCGCCCCCCUGCUGACUGGCCCAGUAAAGGGAUGGUGACCUUUGACAGAGUGAAUUUCUCCUACACUCCAGAUGCUUCACUGGUCCUUAAGGACAUCAGUGCUACAAUCGAACCCAGUGAAAAGUUGGGGAUUGUUGGAAGAACGGGAGCUGGGAAAAGCUCCCUGAUCUCUGCUCUGUUCCGCCUGGCAGAACCUCAGGGGCAGAUCUACAUCGAUGGCCUUUUGACCUCUGACAUGGGUCUCCAUGACCUGCGCCAGAAGAUGUCCAUUAUCCCUCAGGAUCCAGUAUUGUUUACUGAAACGGUGAGGAAGAACCUUGAUCCCUUCGGCCAGCACACUGAUGAAGAUCUGUGGGAAGCUCUAGAAGAGGUGCAGCUUAAAUCUGUGGUGGAGGAGCUGCCAGGGAAGCUGGAGACGGUUCUGGCAGAGUCCGGCUCCAACUUCAGCGUGGGUCAGAGGCAGCUGGUGUGUCUGGCUAGAGCCAUCCUGAGGAGGAACCGCAUCCUCAUCAUCGACGAGGCCACAGCUAACGUGGACCCCGGGACAGACGAGCUGAUCCAGAAAACCAUAAGAGACAAGUUCAGAGAAUGUACUGUGCUCACCAUCGCUCAUCGCCUCAACACCAUCAUAGACAGCGACCGCAUACUGGUACUUGACAGCGGACGCAUCCAGGAAUUAGACCGACCCUUCACUCUGCUUCAGAACAAAGAGGGUGCUCUCUACAAGCUGGUGCAACAGACAGGCGAGGCCGAGGCAGAAGCUCUGCUAGAAUCAGCUAGACAGUCUGCUUAUGAAACUGCAAGGCUGUGAUAACCGAGGCUGGAGGAGCACAUUCCCGAAACAAAAGGCUGUCAUCAACGUACAAAUAACAUUUGUACCUCAGUGGAGAUAGAAGUAGCUAAAGGUAACAUGAAAAUACAGGUGUAUCUUGAUAAACUGGAAUAUGUUUAGAAGUUUUAUUAUUAUAGGGCUAAUUUAUAGCACAAUUUACAGUCAAAUCCUACAGAUAAGUUUAUGAACUUAAGAGUCUGGUUCUGGCUUACAGGUUAUGAAAAUCCAUCCGAUUACAUGCGUUUGUUAAUCCUCCCAGUUGUAGAUCAGUGGUUUGCCACAAAAUUCAGCACAGGUGUUACUUAGCAAAUGAUUUUAGAAUCACUGCCCAAAGUGAAUAGACUGAUAAACCAGACUAAAUGAGAGAUUAAAGGGGUAAUUUAGUCUGGUCCCGAUGAAUGAGGCAUCGGAUGAUUGUUCAUGAGAACAACCUGUUGUUUUUCAAACCAUGUCUGUAACGCUCUGACUGAUGGGAGCAACUGACUGUGACGUACGAAGCGCGUCAGAAAGCUGUGGGGGAGUUUAAACAAGCAGCCUGUCGGUAAAGCGGCGAAUACGUCCUUCUUAAAAAUGUAGGAGCGUAGAGACUCUUCCUCCCCAAGUUGAAUCCUUCCAAAACUGAGUCAAAUGAGAACUGUUCAAUAGUUGUUGCCAUCUUCCUUGUUGUCGUGCAACUUUGUCGUCCCGCCUUCAAAACCCCGCCU